AUGUCACAACGAUAUAAUUAUACUAUCAAAGCUUUAGAAGGGCGACAAUUUAUUCAGCGUAAUUUUGUAACACUUCCUGAAAAAGGCUCCAAAUAUAGCAAUCGAGCAAUUAGUCUAAAUGAACGAUUUUCAAUUAUCGAAAGAGGUUAUAUUCUUGUGCCAGAUUUGAAAAAUAUAAAAAGGGAUUUCCAAAAGAACGUACGUUUGAUAUCGCGUGUACCAGUAACACAGGAUGAACAAAAGCAACAGAAAACCUCAAGUAUUGUCACAAAAACAAAGAAGAAGUAA
This is a messenger RNA of Brugia pahangi, 288 nucleotides long. Lineage: Eukaryota; Metazoa; Nematoda; Chromadorea; Rhabditida; Onchocercidae. The record is from the annotation of a GenBank genome assembly.